UGGCAGAAUGGUGUGGAGACAGAACCCACAUCAACAUCGAGUUUGACUGAUCUAGCUUGAGAAUUCUGACUGGGACCCUGAGAGUGGAGCCGGGCUUGCUUUCUUGAAUUUUCUCCGUCACUGCAUAUACUCCUUAGUCCCUUUAUAAUGAUGUGACAUCCCACUUUGGGUCGUCAUCCAGUGUAGUCGCGACUUUCAUUGAACGGGAAUUUCCCGGUUACCAUCACAAUGCCUGACCACUUUCCCAUGGAGGAGAAUCUACAAAAGGUCAUGUCGGCCACAGAGGGUGCCAUCAUAGCAACACCUCAUGAGUCACGACAUUCACUACCCGACUCACUUUCCGACUCGCACUCAGACUCGUCAGAUCAAGACUCGGAGGUGACACAUGAACCGAUCCAGGAGCGAUAUGACAAUCCAUCAUAUUCUCGUUUUCGACGGGUGGCUUCAAAAACAGUGGUUUCCUUUGGGCCAAAUGACCCGGAGAACCCAGUCAACUGGAAGAAGACCAGAAAAUUUCUAGUCCUUCUCGCCGGUGUCAUGCAGGUCAUGAACAGUACCAUCGGCUCGUCUAUCUGCAGUAAUGCUAUCCCGCAAAUCGCUGAAGAGUUUAAUAUUACCAAUCAGCAGAUGCUGGUCCUACCCAUCUCAAUAUUCCUAAUCGGCUACAUUUUGGGCCCAUUGGUAUGGGGCCCUAGCUCCGAAUAUUUUGGGCGCCGACGUCCUCUACUCAUCGCCUUCAUCGGAUUCAUGAUCUUUACAUUAGCCUGCGCUGUGGCUAAUUCCUAUGCCUCGCUGUUGAUAUUCCGACUCUUUAACGGCAUGAUGGCAUCUUCUCCAAUCGCUACCACCGGCGGCUUGUUUGCUGACGUCCAUGACGACCCAACCUUGCGAGGCCGCCUGAUGGCGUACUAUAUGGCUUGCACUACUUUUGGGCCGAUUAUGGGCCCCUGGAUUUCCGGAUUUGUUGCCGUCGUUAGCUGGCGGUGGUGCUUCUGGAUUGGACUCAUUUGCUCUGGUGCAACUUUGCCUUUGGUCAUCUUCAUGCCCGAAACAUACGGGCCCGUCAUUCUUACACGUCGGGCUAAGAAUCUACGAAAAGAGACCGGAAAUUCCAAUAUAGUGUCGCCCUUGGAGCUUGAGAGCCGCGACCUUCGCAGAAUGUUCCUCAUUACCAUCUCUCGGCCCUUCCGAAUGAUCUUCCACGAGUCAAUUGUCUCCCUGACAUCGUUGUACCUGGCACUGGCAUAUGCAAUCUUCUACUUGUACUUUGAGGCAUAUCCAAUCAUUUUUCAAGAUAUCUACGGUAUGAGUGCCGGAGUGUCAGGACUGAUGUUCUUGCCUAUUGGCGUCGGUGCACUCCUGGCCUGUGUGGUCUUCAUCUGGUAUGAUGGGUUCCUGGCUCGGGCUAAAGCUCGCGAGGCAAAAUGGGCGAAUAUUGAAGAAUAUCGACGACUUCCACUUGCGUGCAUCGGAGGUCCACUGUAUGUCAUCUCACUCUUCUGGGUGGGGUGGACAGCUUCUCCCAACAUUCAUUGGGUUGUACCCUUUCUUUCGGGUAUUCCAUUCGGAAUGGGGUACUUGCUGAUCUUCAUGGCAAUGCUCAAUUACCUCACCGACGCUUACGAGACAUUAUCAGCCAGUGCUCAAUCAGCAGCCAGCUGCACACGAAGCAUCCUGGGCGCAGUUCUACCUCUUGCUACUAAGCCCAUGUUUGACAAGUUGGGUGUCCACUGGGCGUGUAGCCUGAUCGCAUUCCUCAGCCUGGGAGUUUCCAUCAUUCCUUUUGCUUUCAUUCGCUACGGCGACCGCAUCAGAAGCAACAGCAAAUUCUGCCAAGAAUUGAAGAGAAUCAAGGAAGCAGAGCGUCUCGAGAUCGAGAGGGAGGAGCGUCUGCAGAACGACUCUAACAAUCUUGAGAUCACUCCGUCGGCCAAUACUUGCCAGAUUUCUCGAAUCGAGACAUCGCGCAGUCAUGCGGAGAAAGCAUCUAUCAUUUGCUAAGACAUGGCAAUGAUGAGAGCCAACGAUGGUUUGACGACAUGAUCUCAUAUUACGAUAAAAUAUAUUGCUGGUGAAGUGUUUCAAAAGUUUUAAUGUUCUUCCCUCUCCGUCUUCAUGAAGGUUAUGAUUUGACAGCACACUUAAUCUUAAUAACCUGCAUACUCAAGACUCGUGACCACUGCAUUCAAAGGAGAUCUUCCAGGAAGAUUCCUAAGCAUUUUUGCUUCCAUUGCUUUCACGACUCUGCAAUUUGAUUUUAGAGAACCACCAAAGCCGAGAGUAACUUUUUCUGUUCAUGAUCCCCUUACAGCCUCUCUAUAGCAUCCUCCACCGUUUUAAAUAAUAUACUACAAUAAUUAUGAUCUUAAAGAAACUUCCCAUCCCCAGAAUUCUCCAAUUCAGAACUUGCUGGUUUUUAAUUACUCUUGCUUGAGGCCAACCUUGCCCACCUUUCGUAGCCCCCACGCACCGAUGCCGGAGGCAACCAUCAUCAAACCGAAAGAUGUCCAGAAGACAGCACGGUAGCCAGUCAUAAGAGCGUCAGGUGAGCUCUUGUUGCUAUAAUCCAAGUUCUGCGUGACACAAGAAGAGAUAAUAGCAAACGCUGUGAGUCCGAUGGACGUUCCGAAUUGGGCGAUCGUGUUAAAAACGGCACCAGCGAGACCCUGUGUCUUCGCACUAAAGGAAUUGGCAAUAAUCAAGUUGGCGACUGUGAAAAUUAC
Messenger RNA from Penicillium brasilianum, 2723 nucleotides. The record is from the annotation of a GenBank genome assembly. NCBI's taxonomy places the organism in Eukaryota, Fungi, Ascomycota, Eurotiomycetes, Eurotiales, Aspergillaceae.